ACUGCUCCAUAUGGAUCCAUAAUUACUUUGCUCUGAAAUUGGGGUUUGCCCGGACCAAGAAGGCUCCAGACACGAGACACGAGCCAAAAAGUCUGAGAUGGCAAUUUGAUUUUUGGGUUUGUUCCAUAUUUAGCUGGAAGUGAUUGACUGACUCGUGAUGGCCGAUGUGGAGAAUCCCGCCUUGGUCACGCCCGACCCGGAGGCGGCCGUGGCGGCUGAGAAUCUGACCGAGGGCGUGUUGAACGGGACCACUGGACGAAUUCCGUCCACACCGGAAGGCAUGGCCGUGGCUUACACCAGUUUGGUGGUGAUGGCCCUGAUUCCCAUCUUCUUCGGGUCGUUUCGGUCGGUGCGCUCGCACAGUGAGCAGAAAGCCGAGUCCAAGCGGACGGGGGAGGCGCCGGAGCGCAUGACCUCGGCCGAUGCGGCCAUGUUCCCCAUCAUCGCCUCCUGCGCACUCUUUGGCUUGUAUGUGUUCUUCCAGAUUUUCUCCAAGGACCACAUCAAUCUGUUGCUGUCCGUGUACUUCUUCGUGUUGGGCAUCUUCGCUCUCACCCACAUGGUCUCGCCCUUCAUCAAGCGAUUGAUUCCCGGCUUCGUGCCCGUCAUUCCCUAUCAUCUGACCUUUAUUCAGGGCGAAGACUCGGCCUUGGAGGAGCUGGUCAACUUCAAGUUCACCACCCACGACAUGGUUGUGUUUGCCUUGAGCACGGCGGUGGGCGUGUGGUAUUUCUUGAAGAAACACUGGAUCGCCAACAAUAUCUUUGGCUUGGCUUUCGCCAUCAAUGGCGUGGAGCUACUUCAUCUCAACAAUGUCAUGACGGGUUGCAUCUUGUUGGGCGGGCUCUUCUUCUACGAUAUCUUCUGGGUGUUCGGGACCAAUGUCAUGGUCACUGUGGCCAAGUCGUUCGAGGCGCCCAUCAAGUUGGUAUUCCCGCAGGAUCUGCUCGAGAAUGGACUCGGUGCCACUAAUAUGGCCAUGCUUGGCUUAGGCGACAUCGUGAUUCCGGGCAUUUUCGUAGCCCUGUUGCUUCGCUAUGACAACAGCUUGAAACGGGGCUCGAACUUCUAUUUCUGGACGUGCUUCCUGGCCUACAUCGGCGGUCUGCUCACCACCAUUGGGAUCAUGCAUUUUUACAAGCACGCUCAGCCCGCCCUUUUGUACUUGGUUCCCGCUUGUCUCGGCACACCCACCUUCAUCGCACUUGUCCGUGGCGAUAUCAAGUCCAUGUUCAGUUAUGCCGAUCACCCCGAAGAAGACCAAGAGAGCAAGAAAAUUGAGGCGGAGAAGUCCAAGAAGAAGAAAUGAAGGCACCUUGACAUGCUAUGAAGCGCAAAUCCAUCAGACGAAAACACAAAAACAAUGCCAUUGGUUUUUAUACAUCGCCCUCCCAACGAUUGUUUCUUCAUAUUUACCUCUACGUUGUUUUUUCGUGGUGUUGUUCCGUUUAUUUCUUUUUUUUAACCUUUGUUACAAAUCCAUAUGCGCGUUAAACCCAUUAAAAACUUAUCAGACUGCUUCAAUCCAUUCGCAACAGGUCAAAAGGAUCUAAACUUGCCAUCCUAUUAAUUUCAG
This is a messenger RNA of Tigriopus californicus, 1576 nucleotides long. Its product is annotated as minor histocompatibility antigen H13-like. Gene Ontology annotation, biological process: membrane protein proteolysis. NCBI's taxonomy places the organism in Eukaryota, Metazoa, Arthropoda, Copepoda, Harpacticoida, Harpacticidae. Gene Ontology annotation, molecular function: aspartic endopeptidase activity, intramembrane cleaving. Gene Ontology annotation, cellular component: membrane; lumenal side of endoplasmic reticulum membrane; cytoplasmic side of endoplasmic reticulum membrane. The record is from RefSeq and is a predicted model, not a curated record.